AAAAAGCUAUCGGAGUCUCAAUCACAGAGCGAUCACUUGGAAAACCAAUUACUGAAACUCAGUGACAAAAAACGCCAAUCAAUCAGUCCAUUGACGGCACCGGUAGUCGAGUCCACGCAGUCGUCGUCCCAGUCGUCGGACACCGACCCCAUACAGGACCAGUCACUGCAACUCCUGUUGGCCUCCAAGGGACAGGUGUUCAACACUACCGGCGCUGCGACCGAGUCGUCGACACAAGUGGCCAAACAGUUAGUGGACGUGAAAGCCGUUAAUAAACGACUGGAACAGGAGUUGAGUAAAAGGGUGUCGGAGCUCAAGGAGUUGUCCCAGAAGUACGAUCGGCGUAAACAACGGCACCGGGAGAUGAUCUCUAGGCUUAGACAAUACAUGGAAAGAGAGAAUAAAGAGUUACAAAAAGUGUUGAAUUCAUUGGACUUUAAGUACAAAUUGGCUGAAGAAGAGCUCCAAAAGCACCGGAAGUACUGUCAUAUCCAAGACAUCUCUGCCAUCAAUGACUUGAGUCCGACGUAAAUGA
Molecule: messenger RNA, 535 nt
Organism: Oppiella nova
Lineage: Eukaryota; Metazoa; Arthropoda; Arachnida; Sarcoptiformes; Oppiidae
Source: the annotation of a GenBank genome assembly